AUGCCUGCCCUCUCAGUGGGCACCGAGUCCAUCACGGAUGAGAAAGGUGACACGCAGCACAAGGGAGCUUUGACGACGGAUGUUGCUCAUGAUGCUGCCGAGCGUGGUAAUCUGGCGACAGAUCAGCACGGACAUGCCCUAGUGGAGUUUGACCUCGCCGUCGAAUCUCGGCUUCGAUUGAAGAUCGAUGAUUUCGGAGGUCUUGGCACCUGGCGAAUGCUUUCCGCGAUUGAAGGAAUCAUCACUGUCGGACACGCCCUGAUUGAUCUGGCUACUACUCGAGUAAAAUCCGAACGAAUUGGCACUACCGAAGUUCUUAACAAGCUAGAUCUUCCUAAGACACCGCGUGGCAUCUUCAUUCACGUGACACUCACCACUGCGUUUGUCUUUUUGCUCAGUAACAUUACUGUUCAGGGUCUCGGAUUUUCUAGCGCCACUAUCGUUAAAACGAUUUAUCCGAAUUCCAGCGUUGUGUUCUUGCAACCUCACACAGUCCCACUAAACGCCCCGCCGCUGAUGCUUACGGAUCAUAUCAUGUCCUUGACUAUCAAGAACAACAUGGGUUGCUAUGAAGCUACCUUCGUUAUCCCGAGUAGCACAUUUCCCUUCGGUGCUCUUUGCAACGCCAAUACCUCCGCGCAAUGGAAACCGCAACUCUGGUCGUUGGCUGGAAUCUGA
Molecule: messenger RNA, 678 nt
Organism: Penicillium cinerascens
Lineage: Eukaryota; Fungi; Ascomycota; Eurotiomycetes; Eurotiales; Aspergillaceae
Product: putative MFS transporter
Exons: 3
Coding region: 1-678 (225 amino acids)
Source: RefSeq, a predicted model, not a curated record